Molecule: messenger RNA, 1263 nt
Organism: Encephalitozoon romaleae SJ-2008
Lineage: Eukaryota; Fungi; Microsporidia; Unikaryonidae
Product: SUMO ubiquitin activating enzyme E1 subunit UBA2
Exons: 1
Coding region: 1-1263 (420 amino acids)
Biological process (GO): protein sumoylation
Cellular component (GO): cytoplasm; SUMO activating enzyme complex
Molecular function (GO): SUMO activating enzyme activity
Source: RefSeq, a predicted model, not a curated record
AUGAUCAACGGAAGGGUCUUGGUGAUAGGCUGUGGGGGGAUAGGAUGCGAGCUAUUGAAAUUGCUAGCAAAACAGAAUUUGAGGAGUAUAACAUUGAUAGACUGCGACACUAUUGAUCUUUCCAACCUAAAUAGGCAGUUUUUAUUUAAUAGGGAUGAUAUUGGAAAAAAUAAGGCAGUUGUGGCUGCAAGAACUUUCAAGAAGCUGAAUAAGAAAUGCAGGGUUCUUCCAAUAUGUGCCGAUAUCACAGAGUUUGACGCAAUGUUCUUUGCAAGAUAUAAGGUUGUAUAUAGUUGCCUAGACAAUGCUGAAGCAAGAAGCUAUGUAAACCAGAGAUGUCUCAUAUCGAACACCCCUCUGGUGGAUGGAGGAUGCGGAGGAUUCAAGGGGCAGGCGUAUUACUUUGAUUACAAUUCAGAGUGCUUUGAUUGUAUUCCAAGGAAGUUUUCGAAAGAAUAUUUGAUGUGCACAAUCCGGUCAAGGCCGACUAGGUUCGAGCAUUGUAUUAUAUGGGCAAAGUAUGUGCUUCUUGAAAUGAGGCUCAAAGUAGAUGAAAACAGCCAGGACUUUUACCAAAGAUUUUUAAAAGAUGUCAUAGAAAACUGUGAGGAUAUGUCCACUGCAGACAAACUAGAAAAGUUCAGGAACAGCGAAGACUACAAAGAAAGGACUAAAAAGAUUGUGGAAAUCUUGGGAAAGUUAGAUUCUAUUUUGUUCAACAAGGACAACCGGGAUAUCCUAGAGUAUAUUUAUAAUGCAGCAUAUAUAAGGGGGAGAUGUGCUGGGAUUGAACCCAUAUCAUUUGACGAAGCAGUUACGGUAGCAGGGAAUAUAAUACCAUCUCUAAGCACGAUAAACUCAAUAGUUGCAUCCCUAAUGAUGCUGUCUGUCAGGAAUAAAUGCAACUAUUAUUCUGUCGAUAAUGGAAAUGUCAUCAGAAGACUAGAAACAUGUGAAAGGAAUCCUGAGUGUUCCACCUGUUCCCACCAUUGGUACGUAAUUUCUUAUGAUGGGCCUUUGAUUUUUAGAAGGUUAAUUCGAUGUUUCCAAAAACAUAGCUUGGAGCUAGUUGCAUAUUCUGAUAAGAGGUUAUUUCUUACGUGUGACAUGACUGAGUACUUAGAUAAGGACCUCGAGUUCGAAAACAAUAGCAUUGGGGAGGUUAUAUGCAUGGAAAACAAUAAGAGAGUAAGGAUCUAUUUAUACUUCCUACGAAGGGGAGGGAAUCUAUCCUUCAGGAGGAUAUACAAAGCAAAGGAGUAG